ACACGGUCCGUCGAGCCACACUCGGUGACGAGUGCAACGUGUGUGUGGUACCUGUAUCAUCCUCGUUGUCCCAUUCCAAACCGAACCGAACGAAGCAAGUUACACAGUCUCUCGACUUUUUUCGUUUUCUCUUCCGAAAAGGCCAUUUUUGCCCGUGAGGUUUGUUUGCUUACCAUUCAUCGUCGUUCUUCGUUGGUGGAAUCCGAUUCUUCUCGAUUGGACUCUACUGGGAGAAUUUGGAACGGCGGAUCGUCGCAACUACUUUACUUUCCACUCACAACAACAACAACAACAACAACAACAAGCGAGCAGUGGAUAGCAUAAAACCACGAGUGCCGCUUCCAUUCGUCUCUCCAUUCCCAUAAUAGUCAGUCAGUCUUUCUCCAACAACUGAUUGAUUGAUCAAUCAAUCGUGUACGCAUCCCGACAUUGACUCUUCGAAAUACACACACACACACAUAUCAAUAUACAUACACACAAAAUCAUGCCAAAGGCAACCGAGACAAAAGGCAACUUGGGUCGUCGGCGAUCGCGGGUUGCUCAGAGCAGCAUCAGCAGUAACCGAAACCGAACCAACAAUGGUGUACGGGUUUGGUUCUUGAUGGCGAUUGUGUUGCUCGUGGCUACGCUCUACGUGACCGACACGAUUGCCUUUGCCCCGCCAUUGCCGUUGCAGCAGAACCAACGACAAGAACAACACCCACUGCAACUGUCAUUGUAUUCCAAGAACGAUCCGACCCACGGACCCUAUGAACCGUCUUCUUGUUACCACAGUCGGCGGAGAACUCGCCAGGCAUCUUCAACCUUCACAAAAUCAUUUACAAGCACUUGCGGCAAUUCGUUGGGCUCGGCCUUGCAAGCGUCUUGUUUGGUACCGCCACCGCCACCCUCGCAUUUACAGUUCCUCGAACAAGGCAGUGUAUGGGAAGAUGCCCCCUCGGUACAGGCGUCACAACACCACCGAUCCACACGCAAAUACCGGCGUCGGACGGUACACGGGUCGACUUGGAAACACGGUUCUCCUUCGUUGCAGGAUCCCGCGAUCGUCACGUUGGUCAAGAAGGCACCGCACGAUUCAAUCACCGCUCCUACCAAUAGUAACAACGCGUGGGAAGACUUGGUGCAAACCGUUCUUCCUUCCAGUAGUAGUAGCAGCAGCCGCACCGAAUCUACCGUCACAUCCAUCGACAGUGACCCCGCCUAUCAACGCCGCAAGGCCGACUGGGCGAGCAAGUACGCGUCCGUGGAAGCCCUGCGGGCAACUUUUGGAGUCAACCGCAACGGUUUCUGGGGAGAUUUAGACGCCGACCGGACGCGCCGUUUGUACAAAACGCUCCUGCCCAAGGCACUCUUGGAACUGCACGCCAUGGGCGUGCAGGCCCAGGAUUUAGCCCCUCUCGCCUACCGUGCCCGCGUCGCCGCCAAACUGUACGCCCGCGAACGAUCCUACGUUACCCUCCGCAUAGGAAGUCACAUGCUCGACGGAAUACGAACCUGGCAACGCUACGGACAAUUCGACGUUACCGGUAUGAGCUACACGCAGGUAUGGGAAAAGUACGCCAAGGCCAUUCUCGAAGAUGCUGAUGAAGAUAACGAAUCCCACGCCGCCCUCCGCGAAGAAGAUGUUACCGCACAAAUAUGUCUCAAGAUUUUGGAAUCGUCGUGUCGGAGCAACACCAUGAUUGAUCGAUUGUGCCUUGCCAGUGGCAGUCACAACAGCCAUCACGAGGAUCACGAUACGACCUGCUUAGUGCCGCCACACCAUUGCGACGAUCUCAACAUUCUCACGCAGGAUUUGGAACGCGACGUGUGGAGUAUUUUGGACGAGGCCCAGACCCGUGCACAUGAUCCUCGACCUCACUCACCGACCGAGCACCCACCGUCGUACAAUGUACAGCGGUGGCGUACGCUGCGUACGCUGGCCCGGGUCAAGCGACGUUUGGAACGCUUACAGCACCAUCCUCACCCGGAUUCCCAAUAACCACCACCGCUGGACUCCGCAUUCGUGCGGUCUCGGCAUGUCACUACUACUGAAUAAAAACAAAACAUGUGCACACACAAGGUAGCCGCUGCCAAUCCACCUGGUUGGUUGUUUUCUCUCACAAUAAACAACCGCAACCUAGUAAAAUACUGUUUCAACGAGAAGAAG
This is a messenger RNA of Phaeodactylum tricornutum CCAP 1055/1, 2149 nucleotides long. RefSeq lists its product with no specific name. Bases 485 to 1981 code for a protein of 498 amino acids. The record is from RefSeq and is a predicted model, not a curated record. The transcript has a single exon. Lineage: Eukaryota; Bacillariophyta; Bacillariophyceae; Surirellales; Neidiaceae.